Molecule: messenger RNA, 1912 nt
Organism: Bubalus bubalis (water buffalo)
Lineage: Eukaryota; Metazoa; Chordata; Mammalia; Artiodactyla; Bovidae
Gene: ADHFE1
Product: alcohol dehydrogenase iron containing 1
Exons: 14
Coding region: 62-1462 (466 amino acids)
Cellular component (GO): mitochondrion
Molecular function (GO): metal ion binding; alcohol dehydrogenase (NAD+) activity
Source: RefSeq, a predicted model, not a curated record
GAGGCCGGGAUAGGCCGGCGGCGGAGGGGGCGUCGCCGCGGGAGGAAGACUCGGCUCAGCCAUGGCCGCCGCUCGCGCCCGGGUAGUGCACUUGCUGAGGCUUCUGCAACGCGCAGCAUGCCAGUGCCCGAGUCAUUCUCAUACUUAUUCCCAAGCUCCGGGAAUUUCACCUUCUGGGAAAACAACAGAUUAUGCCUUCGAGAUGGCUGUUUCAACUAUUAGAUAUGGAGCAGGAGUUACAAAGGAAGUGGGCAUGGACCUACAAAACAUGGGUGCUAAAAAUGUUUGUUUGAUGACAGACAAGAACCUCUCCCAACUCCCUCCUGUACAGACAGUGAUGGAUUCCCUAGUGAAGAAUGGCAUAAACUUUAAGGUUUAUGAUCAUGUGAGAGUGGAACCAACUGAUACAAGCUUCAUGGAAGCCAUUGAAUUUGCCAAAAAGGGAGCUUUCGAUGCCUUCCUGGCCGUGGGUGGCGGUUCCACCAUAGACACCUGUAAAGCCGCUAAUCUGUAUUCAUCCAGCCCUGACUCUGACUUCCUAGACUACGUCAAUGCCCCCAUUGGGAAGGGAAAGCCUGUGACUGUGCCUCUGAAACCUCUGAUCGCAGUUCCAACUACCUCAGGCACUGGGAGCGAAACUACCGGAGUUGCCAUUUUUGACUACGAACACUUGAAAGUAAAAACUGGCAUUGCUUCGCGAGCCAUCAAACCCACACUCGGCCUGAUUGAUCCUCUGCACACCCUGCACAUGCCUGGGCGGGUGGUCGCCAACAGUGGCUUCGAUGUGCUCUGCCACGCCCUGGAGUCCUACACUGCCCUCCCGUAUCACAUGCGGAGCCCCUGCCCUUCAAGCCCCAUCACUCGGCCAGCCUACCAGGGCAGCAACCCCAUCAGUGACAUCUGGGCAGUCCACGCACUGCGGAUCGUUGCCAAGUAUCUGAAGAGGGCUGUCAGAAAUCCUGAUGAUCUUGAAGCAAGGUCUAAUAUGCACUUGGCAAGUACUUUUGCUGGCAUUGGCUUUGGAAAUGCUGGUGUUCAUCUUUGCCAUGGAAUGUCUUACCCAAUUUCGGGCUUAGUGAAGACUUAUAAAGCAAAGGAUUACAAUGUGGAUCAUCCCCUGGUGCCUCAUGGCCUUUCUGUGGUGCUCACCUCCCCGGCAGUGUUCACGUUCACAUCACAGAUGCUUCCUGAGCGGCACUUGGAAGUGGCAGAAAUAUUGGGAGCUGACACCCGCACUGCCAGGAGGCCAGAUGCUGGGCCUGUCUUGGCAGACACGCUGCGGAAAUUCUUAUUCGAUCUGGAUGUGGAUGACGGCCUGGCUGCCAUUGGCUACUCCAAGGCCGACAUCCCUGAGCUGGUGAAAGGAACGCUGCCCCAGGAAAGAGUCACCAAGCUUGCACCACGCCCUCAGUCAGAAGAGGAUCUAUCUGCUCUGUUUGAAGCAUCGAUGAAACUGUAUUAAUUUUCAUUUUCACUGAAAGAACUACCCUUGGCCAUCGUAGUUCUGAUAACAGAAGUUGAUCUAGCAAGAAUUUUGUCUUUUCACCUCCACAUAUAACUCCCUCAUUACCAGCUUGAAUGUGAUAUAAAUUUAUCCUGUAGGAGAUUCCCUGAUGCUCCAAAUCCAGCUACUUCCAUAGGGCAGGCUGGACAAACGCCCACCAUGCUGGACCCUCAGACAGACUUCAGGGAUCCAUGUUCCUACCCCAAACCCUGCAGACUGCCCUUGCUCCAUGGAUCAAAAGGGCAAAUACUCAAUAUCUACCAAAAAUGUUAAUGCAUGUACUCUUUGCCCAGUAAUCAACCCCACAUCUAGAAAUAUAUUCUAUAAAAUUCUAGCACAAGUGUGUAAAGAAAUAUGGCAAGAGUGUUUCUGACAGCACAUUUUCUAAUAAUAAAAUAUUUGAAAGAA